Corvus hawaiiensis (hawaiian crow) is the source of this 2689-nucleotide messenger RNA. RefSeq names its product gasdermin A (gene GSDMA). Gene Ontology annotation, molecular function: phosphatidylserine binding; phosphatidylinositol-4,5-bisphosphate binding; phosphatidylinositol-4-phosphate binding. Bases 704 to 2050 code for a protein of 448 amino acids. Gene Ontology annotation, biological process: defense response to bacterium; pyroptotic inflammatory response. NCBI's taxonomy places the organism in Eukaryota, Metazoa, Chordata, Aves, Passeriformes, Corvidae. The record is from RefSeq and is a predicted model, not a curated record. The transcript has 11 exons.
GGCAGCCACAGCUUCUCUGGGUAACCUGUGCCAGGGCUUCACUCCCCUUUACAGGGAGGAAUUUCUUGCCAAUAUCCCCUCCUGAGUCCAUUUCUCCAUCUGUAAAGGAAGGGCAACAUUACAUGGCUCUAUAAAGUUGAAUCAUGCAAGGAUGGAAUGGUUUGGCUUGAAGGGACCUUUUAAAGCCCAUGCAAUCCCUUUUGCUGCCAGGGGUGGGGGCACCUUCCUGUCCAAUCUGGUCUGGCAUACUUCCAGCAGUGCACUCGCAUCUCCUGCAUCUGUAGAAGUUUGAGUUAUCCACAGCCCCUGUAACAGACUCCGCUCAGUGACUAAAAGGAAGAAUGACGCAAGCAACGGCCAAUUUGUGGAAGUGGAACACUGGUGAUGAGGACGUAAAAUUGCUGAAGUAACCUCACAGCUGGGAACAACUCCUGAUAAGCUGCUGUGAACAGCCAGGGAUCCUACAGCAUGGAUCAGGUCUAACACUCCCCCUGCCCAGGAGUUGCUUUGGGGAGCCCCCCGUGAGCAAGCAAACACUCCACAUCGCUGAGCAGAAGGGAAGACUGAGAAGAUUCUCCCCAGUCCUGCUGCUCUCCAGAGGUCACAUCACCUCGCCAGCCCUGUGGUCUUCUCCGCACACCUCCCACCCCACAAACAGGCACAAAUCCACUUGGCUUUGCUUCAAAACUUCAGCCACAGCAGAAUGUUUAAAAAAUUCACAAAAUUCCUUGUAAAACAAAUGGAUCCAAGCAAAGAAUUGGUCCCUGUCGAGAGCAUCGCAGACAAUGAGCACUUCAAGCCUCUCUAUCUACUGAAAAAAAAAAGCAAAUCAAAAACCAUAUUCCACCCAGCUCCCUACUACCAGCGGACAGGGUUCACACUGGAUGAUGUGCUGCUGCCUGGAGAAGAUGGUAAAAGCAUAGUGUCCUUCCAUCAAGAUUCCAGCCAAUUUACUCUCACAAAAGUCAGCGCUGACCAAGCUGAUGGAGGUCUCAGCAUCUCUUUUGACCCUGCAAGUGUAGAGCUGAAAGGAGCUGCCUCUCUGUCCAAGGUGUUUUCCAUCAAACCCCAGAAGAAGAGUGUAUCACUGGAAUCACUGGAGGCACUGAGAAGAGAAAGACAAAUCAACAUGGAUCACUCCUUCAUCCAACAGCUACGGAGAACAGACAUCCACCUAUAUGUGGUCACUGAAAUCCUCGAAGCCUCGGAGGAGACCGUCUACAAGGAAUCCACCAAGGCAGACGGGGGCUUCAAGGCCAAAUUUUACAGCACGCUCUGUGCACAGAGCACCAAGGAGGACAAACAAAGCAUAGUCAUACCCAAGGGCUGCACCCUGGCCUUCAGGACCAUCCAGCUACACAUUAGAGAUGGAGCAUGGGAUCUGGAUUAUUUCCCAGCAGAAGCCAUGAGAAGGGCAGAUUACGUAGCUGAUGGUCCCUCACAAGGAAAAUUAGGAGUAGUGCUGAGAGAAGUUAAAUACUCCUGCCGAAUUUUCCCCGAGUUGUCUCCUGACCUGUUGCUCAUAGUCUUAAACACCAUUAAAACUGUGAUGAGGGACAAGAACCUCCUACAAGAGCUCAGCCAGAAAAUGGAAGAAGUUCCUGAGGAAAAUGAUGGUUAUCAGCUGAAAACUGAGAGCCCAGACUUAAAAGACCUGUUCAGCACCUUAGAGCAUUCUCCAAGAGAUCUUCUCCUUCAGCUGGCAGAGGGAAUCACCUACAUCUUUGACGCUUUGCAUGAGUUAUUGGAGGAUCAGCUGCUGCUGCUGCUGGAAUCCUUGGAAAGGAAGAUUGUGUCCCAACAGCUGGAGCUGGUUGAACACCUCCUGAAACACGACCUGGAGAACAGGAAGGAGCCUUUCCAUGUGGAUGCUGAGCUGCUCUCCUUCCCACACAAGGAGGAACAGCUGUUAACCAUGGCCCUGGUGGAGAUGAGUGGAGUGCAGCUCCAGGAAGAUGGAUCAGCUGUCCCUAGGGAUCAGCCCUUCGAGGCCAUGGCAGCCCUGUUCGUGGUCCUGUAUACCCUCAAUCUCCUGAGUGGCUUGGAGUAGGAGGUACCUGGCCCAGCCUAGGGAACACCUCCUCAAGAUAUUGGAAAAUCUCUGAUGACAAGACACGUUUCUCUCCCAAUUCCAUCCUUGUUCAUGCUCAAGGAUACUUUGGCUGUGAAAGGCAAAUUUAAGGCAGGAAAACUCAUUAUGGAUGCUAAGGGCUGGAUAUCCAAGGGGAUUUGUCUGUCUGUCUCCCCAUGAAUGCAGAGGGACAGUGGGAAAAUCCACAAGCCCAAAGAAUCCCAGGCCUGGCUGUGAUGCCUCGUGUAAUCCUACUUCCCUAAAAAUGCUGCUGCCGCUUCUGCAAUCAGUAAAUGGGAAAGAGAAGGGUAUAGGAAACCUGAAGUGGACGGGAAUGCAAAGAGAAAGGGGAAAUGGAAAGGGAAAGGGAAGGCAGAGGAAACAAACGCCAGAAGGAAACACCAGGAGUGACUCUCCCUGGUCCCUCUGUGGUUCACUGAGGGCUCCGUGAACUGCUGGUGGCCAGAAGGUUGGGGAAUCCCAGAGGUUUCAGCAACACCUCCCUGCUCCCAGUGCUGCCAUUGUCCCUGAGAUGCUUGAGGGACACGGGCAGCACUUCAGAGCAACCAUCCUCUCAUUAUCACUUUAUAAAUAAAGAUCAGUUUCUUGCUAAGCAAC